UAAACUACCAACAACAACACCAACUUCUUUCAAUUCUGUUAUAAGUAAUAACCUCUCAAUCAUGUCUAUCUUUAAUCCAUUAUUUUCCAUUGCAUUGUUUAAUAUACGCAAAGCCAGCUUCCUCGCUGCAGUUUUCCCACCUUUCCAAUAACGCAAACCAAAUUCACAUAUUUCUUGAGCUGAAAACAUCUCUGGGAUCUUCCCAUGAUUGGUUCACAACUUCGUAUCUUACUUGAUAAAUCUUUGCAACCGUGGACGUCUGACCUCAGGUAAUUAAUAUACAUCGUGCAGAUAUCUCUACGUAAAUACCCAGUGGUAAGCCAAUUUCAUCAGUUGGCUGUUUGUUCUCAUACAAACUUCAUACAUCAUGGUUUCUCUCAAGAAUGCUAUACAAGCUUGGGCGGCUCAUAACGUCGUCCGCAGCGUUACAAAUUCUCGAGUAGACCCUUCUUGCACUAAAGCUAUACCAUCAGAUAUCACUAUUGGACAACCUCAAAAUAUAUCAAUCACAAGUUCAGAUGUCAAUCGAUCUUACCUUAUCGUCGUUCCACCCCUCUAUACAUCCCAAUCUUCGACUCCCGUCAUAUUUUCUUUCCAUGGAGGCCAUCGAAAUGCAUCACAACAACUUGCGCUGGAUCAAAUGACGAAUCCUGAAUUCAACAACUUCGCCAUAACGAUAUACCCUCAAGGAGUCAAGGGAAAAUGGGAGGGCAACCCUGGAAACACAGCAAAUGACACUCAGCUCGUCAGCGAUAUAAUUGACAGUCUUGACAAAACAUACUGCAUAGACAGCAAACGCAUAUGGGCUACCGGUAAAUCUGAUGGGGGUGGUUUCUGUAAUACUCUAGCCUGUGAUCCCAUCCUCUCUACCAAAAUUGCUGCAUUUGCUCCUGUCUCUGGUGCAUAUUAUAUCGACACCCAGCCAUGUUUCCCAAACAAUGUCACGAUCCAAUGUUCUCCAGGACGUCCCAAGAUUCCCAUGCUUGAGUUUCAUGGCGGUGAAGACUCGACGAUUCAUUAUGAUGGACAGGCUAAUCGGUCCAAUCAGUGUAUACCGACUGUUCCGCACUGGGUACAUCAAUGGGCCCUGAGAGAUAAGUUGGAGCUGAAAAAUGUCACGACUGAUUUGACGCAUGACACGGUUGUGUAUAGUUAUGGAAAGGGAGAGGAUGAAGGCUUAGUACAGCAUGUUUUUGAUAAGAAUUUGGACCAUGAUUGGCCGAGUACGGUGUUGAAUGCUGAUCUGAUUGGGCAUGGGGAAGGACCGGCGAGCUUCAAUGCUACGCCUAUUAUCUUGGAUUUCUUUCAAAAGCAUAUCUUACCUUAAUUUUGAGGUUGGUGGAUCGUCGAUUAAGGAUGUUCUAUGGUCCGGAUUGGCAGAUGGGUUAUAAGCUUCUGAUUUCUGAAAAUAAGAUACGACGUUGGGGGUGGAAUUCGUGUUUCAAAACAUUUGAUCGUUUAUCUAGAUCCAGGAAUCGAAAGCUUUCGAUUUUUGAACUGCAUCUUAAGGAUGUUUCAAUGUUUU
This is a messenger RNA of Botrytis sinoallii, 1525 nucleotides long. RefSeq lists its product as uncharacterized. Gene Ontology annotation, molecular function: feruloyl esterase activity. The record is from RefSeq and is a predicted model, not a curated record. The coding region runs from base 368 to 1327 and encodes 319 amino acids. The transcript is spliced from 3 exons. NCBI's taxonomy places the organism in Eukaryota, Fungi, Ascomycota, Leotiomycetes, Helotiales, Sclerotiniaceae.